AGGCGGCUCUGGUGCUGGGCGGGCGGGCCCCGGAAUUGUCAUUUCUUUGUUUCCGAAGGCGGAGGAGGCUCUGAGCCCCCCCUCCCGUGCCACCCCCUCCCCCCGGGUGCUGGCUCCAUGUCUGUGUGAUCGGCCCCAGGGGUAGAGUCCAGGCCCGACGCGGGGCGGGCAGGCGGCGGCAGCAGCUGAGGUGAGAGACGGCGGCGGCGGCGCGGGCACUCGGCCCCCCAGCGGGAGGAUGAAGCGGCGGAACGCCGACUGCAGUAAGCUCCGCCGCCCCCUAAAGCGGAACCGGAUCACCGAGGGCAUCUAUGGCAGUACAUUUUUAUACCUGAAAUUCCUGGUAGUAUGGGCACUUGUCCUCCUAGCAGAUUUUGUCCUGGAGUUCAGAUUUGAAUACCUGUGGCCAUUCUGGCUUUUCAUCAGAAGCGUCUAUGAUUCCUUCAGAUACCAGGGACUGGCCUUCUCCGUAUUUUUUGUUUGUGUAGCAUUCACGUCAAAUAUAAUAUGUCUGCUGUUCAUCCCCAUACAAUGGCUUUUCUUUGCUGCUAGCACAUAUGUAUGGGUUCAGUACGUAUGGCACACAGAGAGGGGAGUGUGUUUGCCUACAGUGUCCCUCUGGAUACUCUUUGUUUAUAUUGAAGCAGCCAUUAGAUUUAAAGAUCUCAAAAAUUUUCAUGUGGACCUUUGUCGUCCAUUUGCUGCUCACUGUAUUGGAUACCCUGUGGUAACUUUGGGCUUUGGCUUCAAAAGUUAUGUAAGCUACAAAAUGCGGUUAAGGAAGCAAAAAGAAGUGCAAAAAGAGAACGAAUUUUAUAUGCAGCUUCUUCAACAAGCCCUCCCUCCAGAGCAACAGAUGCUACAGAAGCAAGAAAAAGAGGCCGAGGAAGCAGCCAAAGGAUUACCCGAUAUGGAUUCCUCGAUCCUUAUACACCACAAUGGAGGUAUCCCAGCCAACAAAAAACUCUCCACAACUUUGCCAGAGAUAGAAUACCGAGAAAAAGGGAAAGAAAAGGACAAGGAUGCCAAAAAACACAACCUUGGAAUAAAUAACAACAAUAUUCUACAACCUGUAGACUCUAAAAUACAAGAAAUUGAGUAUAUGGAAAACCAUAUCAAUAGUAAAAGAUUAAAUAAUGAUCUUGUGGGAAGUACAGAAAAUCUCUUGAAAGAGGACUCAUGCACUGCUUCCUCAAAAAAUUACAAAAAUGCCAGUGGAGUUGUGAACUCCUCACCUCGAAGUCACAGCGCCACAAAUGGGAGCAUUCCUUCCUCAUCUAGUAAAAAUGAGAAGAAGCAGAAAUGCACUAGCAAGAGCCCAAGUACACACAAGGACUUAAUGGAAAACUGUAUUCCUAAUAACCAGCUAAGCAAACCAGAUGCUCUGGUAAGGCUGGAACAAGACAUUAAAAAGUUAAAGGCUGACCUGCAGGCCAGUAGGCAAGUGGAACAAGAGCUCCGCAGUCAGAUCAGCUCCCUCUCAAGCACUGAGCGAGGGAUCCGCUCAGAAAUGGGCCAGCUCCGGCAGGAGAAUGAGCUGCUGCAAAACAAGUUACAUAAUGCUGUGCAAAUGAAGCAAAAAGACAAGCAGAAUAUCAGCCAGCUGGAGAAAAAGCUAAAAGCUGAGCAGGAAGCCCGAAGUUUUGUAGAAAAGCAGUUAAUGGAGGAGAAGAAGAGGAAGAAGUUAGAAGAAGCCACUGCUGCUCGGGCUGUUGCAUUCGCUGCUGCUUCAAGGGGAGAAUGUACCGAAACCUUACGGAAUCGGAUCAGAGAGCUAGAAGCAGAGGGCAAGAAGCUCACAAUGGACAUGAAGGUGAAAGAAGACCAGAUCAGAGAACUAGAACUGAAAGUCCAGGAGCUUCGGAAGUAUAAGGAAAAUGAGAAGGACACCGAGGUGUUAAUGUCAGCCCUUUCAGCCAUGCAAGACAAAACGCAGCACCUGGAGAACAGCCUAAGCGCCGAGACGAGAAUCAAGCUGGACCUGUUUUCUGCACUGGGUGACGCAAAGCGGCAGCUUGAGAUUGCCCAAGGACAAAUCCUUCAGAAAGACCAGGAAAUCAAGGACCUAAAACAGAAGAUAGCUGAAGUCAUGGCCGUCAUGCCCAGCAUAACGUACAGUGCCGCCACCAGCCCCCUGAGCCCCGUGUCCCCCCACUACUCUUCCAAAUUUGUGGAGACCAGCCCCUCUGGACUUGAUCCCAAUGCCUCUGUUUACCAGCCCCUGAAGAAAUGAAGGCCGGCUGUGUGUUUUGCCCAACCGUUUGGUUACUGGAAGUCAUCACAAAGGAGCGUCUCUGGCAGUCAAGAUAAAAAGUUUAUAUUGUAUUUUGUGGGACUGUAUAUGUUGUCAUUUUUUAAAAGGGGGGAAAAGAUAACAUCCAAGUCUGAUUAGAACUGCCCAUCGGUUUUUCUUGUAAAUUUUUAGAAGACCUCACAGAACUUUACAGUUUAUUUUUCUCGGCCAACACAUUAAAACCAUUCUUGGAUUUCAA
Lemur catta (Ring-tailed lemur) is the source of this 2492-nucleotide messenger RNA. RefSeq names its product macoilin 1 (gene MACO1). The coding region runs from base 239 to 2233 and encodes 664 amino acids. Gene Ontology annotation, cellular component: rough endoplasmic reticulum membrane. The record is from RefSeq and is a predicted model, not a curated record. Lineage: Eukaryota; Metazoa; Chordata; Mammalia; Primates; Lemuridae. Gene Ontology annotation, biological process: neuronal signal transduction. The transcript has 11 exons.